ACAGGGGAUCUGAAGCAAAAGAACAGCUUCGAGCUGGGGAAUUUCGCUCUUUUGAUUCGGCAGCUAUUGGAACGGACGGGCAGUCGAGAGAGAGCUGCUCAACUGCGCGACGGGCAGGCCGGGCGCUGGGAAUCGCACCGAGUACCUUGGGGAAGGAAAGCUGUCGCUGGGAUCGACGGAUAGAGGAAGGACAGCGAGCUCAGACGAGAGCGGGGUCGUGCAAUAGGAAAGGCACAAGACGAUGAGCGCCCCGGCUUGAAACUGCUUGGAACUGAGACGGCGGCGGCGACGGCGUAGCGAGGCAGACCAGAAUGACGACGGCAACAAUGACGACGAUAAAGAGCAGUCUGCAGGAGGAGGAAAAACGACGAAAGAAGAGUGAAAAGACCCGGCCGUUAGAGGAGGAGAGCCCCCGAAAAUCACAACAGCGCCGGCCGAUCCAGAAAGGUGCUAGACGAAACUCCCUGGUGGAUAGAGGUAAGAAAGGGAAAAGACGCAAGAGGAAGAGAGCUGCAGGCGCGAUGAAGAGGGGGAGGAUUUUUUGAUCGUGCCAUUGUUCUGGGAUUGGCGAGCAUUGCUGGGCCCGCGUUGCUGCACUGCGAAGAGGGAACGGUCCCCAUGGUGGCCCUAGCGGCAGC
Thermothielavioides terrestris NRRL 8126 is the source of this 638-nucleotide messenger RNA. RefSeq lists its product as uncharacterized. The coding region runs from base 327 to 545 and encodes 72 amino acids. Lineage: Eukaryota; Fungi; Ascomycota; Sordariomycetes; Sordariales; Chaetomiaceae. The record is from RefSeq and is a predicted model, not a curated record. The transcript has a single exon.